CACGGGGCUCGGUCUUCAAGGCUCACGGAGAGCGAAUGUCGUCAUGAGCGAACAACAGGACAGUAUGGCCACCACUGUUGCUGUCAGUCCCAGUGAAUACCUUCAGCCCUCCACCGCUUCCUCACAAGACACCCAGCCCUCUCCUCUUGCUCUCUUGGCUGCCACCUGUAGUAAAAUCGGCCCUCCUGCUGCUCAGGCUCCUGUCACAUCUCCUCCUGCUCAGCCGCAGCCUCGCAGGCUCCUCCCCAUAAAGCCGGCUCCAAUCGCCCCCGCUCCACCCAAAAACCUCAGUUUCCUCUCAGCCAAAGGAAAUGUGAUCCAGCUGCCUGCGGGCCUGGGCUCCACGGCCCCUGGCAGUCCCAUAGUGCUCACUAUCCAGCAGGCCCCGGCCCGCACCAACACCUCAGCCCCCACCAACAUACAGUACCAGAUGAUGCCGCAGAUCCAAGGUGCCCAGACUAUCCAGGUGAUGCCACAGGGAGGUCAGAUCCAGCUCAUACCGGGCACCAACCAGGCCAUCAUCACCACACCCAUGACCGUACCGGCUCCCUCUGCCGCCACCACUCCCGUCACACCGCAGAAGACUGUAUCCAUCAAGCCCUGCCCCAGGUCGCGCAAGCCAAACUACUCUGCUGCUAACAUGGUGCAGCUGCCCGGCGGGCUCACGCUGCCACUCAACGUGGCGACCGGAGAGGUGGGCGGGACUCAAUUCAUCACAGAGAUGGCAGCUGCCCCUCCCACUCCAGGAAAGGGACGACGAGGGAGGAAGAAGAAAGUGGUUCUGGCUGCUUAUCCUCCGCCUCCUGCACAGGCUGUCUCUCCACCCCCCGAGCAGAUGGAGACCAUCCUGAUAGAAGCUGGCGACAACAUCAUUCAGGCAGGCAACAACCUACUGAUCGUGCAGAGUCCCGGGCAGCCAGCUACGGUGCAGCAGAUCCAGCUGGUCCAGUCCAAACCGGAGUCCCAGGUGGUUCAGAUCCCCCAGCAGGCGUUGAAGGUUGUGCAGGCCGCCUCCGCCACAUUACCGCCUGUCCCGCAGAGACAGUCUGUCCCCUCGGGCCUGCAGGUCACUCAAUCAGAGCCGACACCAACACAGAUCCUCUUUAAAACGGCUUCGGGCGAGUGGCAGUCUGUCCAGAUCCAGGACUCGAUCUCCACGACAACGACUCCCACCACCUCGCCGCUGGCCGGCAUCAAAAGGAUGCUGCCAGGGGGGCGGAAGGAACGGACUCUGGCAAAAAUUGCUCCGGCGGGGGGAAUGAUAUCGUUGAACACGUCGCAGCUCUCCUCAGCGACCCAGGCAGUGCAGACGAUCAGCAUCAACGGGGUCCAAGUUCAGGGAGUUCCUGUCACCAUCACCAACGCAGGAGGCCAGCAGCACCUCACGGUGCAGGCGAUGCAGGGCGGAGGCCUCCAGCUGGCAACAACGCCGGGUCAGCAGGCCAUCCAGGUAGACCAGACGCUCACCCUGGAGCUGCCCGGCCAGCCGGGAGAGAAGAAGCGACGCAUGGCCUGCACCUGCCCCAACUGUAAAGACGCAGAUAAGAGGCCCGGGGAGGUGGGGAAGAGGAAGCACAUCUGCCACGUCCCCGGCUGCGAGAAGACGUUCAGGAAAACGUCGCUGCUCAGAGCUCACGUCCGGCUGCACACCGGUGAAAGGCCCUUCGUCUGCAACUGGGUUUUCUGUGGGAAACGUUUCACGCGCAGCGACGAGCUGCAGCGGCACGCCAGGACGCACACAGGAGACAAGCGCUUCGAGUGCAGCCAGUGUCAGAAACGCUUCAUGAGGAGUGACCACCUGACGAAGCAUUACAAGACUCACAUAAACACCAAGAACCUGUGAGCCUGCUGUGUCCUGCAGACAGACUCUGAAACUAAAGACUGUAUUAGAGGAAAGGAGGGGCAGAGGAGACGACACCGAGGGAGUGUCUGUGACUUAUCCCGUUGUGGGAAAUACUCCAAAAAAAGGUCCCUAUACUCCCUCUCACUGCUCGAGGACACUGUAGCGUGGUGUACAAAGAAAUCCUUCCUGGUGGACUUCUAACUGAUCCAGCAAACUUAUUAAUAAUAGUUUAUCUUUGUUUUUUCCCCCUCUGGUCAGAACCAGCUCCGACUGAACGUGCGAGACGACGAGGCGGCCGGGCUUCAGACGCAGAUGCUUAACUCUGCUUAUUUAUAAACUUCUCUGGAGGAAGAACAUACUCAUAAUUAUUCAGACGCCAACACCACAGGACUUUAGUCGCUCUCCCCCCACACCUGCUUGGUUUUUACUUGUUUGUAGUGAAACAUUGUGAAAUCCCAGAAAUUGGCUUUAAAGAACCAAAAAAAAGGCAAAAAUUCAACACCAUUGUUUUGUAAAUUGAACAUAUGUUUUACCUCAGUGGAAUGGUUACUGUGUUUAUACGUCUUUGUGUUUCAGCAGGAGGCUGAUUUAAAUCCUGUACACCCCCCAAAAUAUUUAGGGACUAUUACAUAAAAACUUUCCUUACAGACUUUUGAAAACGUUUAGAAGUUUACAUCGGCUAUUAAAGUGUGUGUAUGCAUACUAUUAUACAUACCAUUAAUAAUGAUAUUAAACUAUAACAUUUGUUCCAUACAAUUGUUAGAAAUUGAUAUGAAUUGAUAUUAAGUUUGUAGAAAAACGAGACGGGAGACUUAAAGUUUUACAGCAGAAAUACAAAGUAUGUAAAAAUAAACAUUUUCUGAUUUGCUUUGAGGGUACUGAUCGGGCUGAGCGCUUACAGCAGACUCGCGGCCGGACGUCUGAUGUGUCAAAGCUCAGCGUGGAAGGAGCUCAAUAUGCAGUUCAGGGCCAGAAGUCACGGUGCCUUAAAAGUGUUCACUCAAACAAACUGGAAGAAAUAAAAAGUGAAGGGGUGAACGUGAUAUGUUGCUGAAGACUGCUGUGGGCUAAAUACAGAAACAAAAGAUUAUUAUCUUUGGAGAUACAGUUUGCUUAAACCGAAGUAAGCGCGACUGAACAUUAAAUGUCAGUCAAACUUUGUAAAGCUUUGCAAAGUUUCAAAUAUUGUCUGGUUGAUGGAGAGUUAUCGAUCAGUUUUGAUUAACAUAAGUUAAUGAAAGGCCAUCCUGAUGCUCUUAAAGGGGCUCAAGUCUCCAUCAGGAUUAGUAUCAUGUCACAAAGUGCAAACAUGAAACUGGAGAAUGAUGGAGGACCCAGGGUUGAGCCUUGUGGAACACCUGAUAUGACCAUAUCAUAUCUGACGGGGUCAAAGGUGAAGCAGGAUGUCACCUGAAGUUGUCUCUAACUUCUCAGGUCUGGCAUUCUUCAGACGUGCUCAUUAAAGACGGAGGAAACGCAGUGAAGCACCUUCACUUUUUCUUUUAAGGCUCGACAUGUUUUCUUUUCUUAACAGAUGAAACGUUUGUGGCAGACGCAUCAAUAACCUGAUGAGUUCACACAUGAAUCUGUAUACUACCUAACAUUCUCUACCUUUUCUAGAGAAGAACUGCGAAACCUUUGAACUUUCUGGAGAGCUUCUUCAUGUCUUGUGUUGUGAAGGGGCGACAGAGUUGAUAACCCUGAAACAAGUCCACGACCUAAGGUCAAAGAAGUCUCUUGAGUCUCCAGGUGCUACGGAUUUACUUCAGUGAAAUGUGAUCGAUCAGCUGUUUGAUAAACACGCUCACGCCCUCUUGUUUCCUCUGAAAUCCAAACCAGGUUGCUACAUAGUUGGUUAUCAAUGUUGGAUACCACAACAGGUACGCUUACGUCUAGGGCUGGGUAUCGAAGCUGUCAAGUAUGGAGAGUUGGCAACAUUUGGCCAUCUUCUUUUAACUUGUUCUUUUAUCUCAUGGUUCCUGGUUUAAAUCAGAGCUCUGGUAGUUUUAGACGAUGUUCUGUUGAGUUCUUGAACGGCUGCUCGUGUUUUUAAACAUUUCUUUUUAACAUCAACUUAACCUAUACUGCUUUUAACCGGAAACGUUUUCUGUUGUUGUUUUUUUUACCUGAAAGGUUUGAGUAUUCAUUAUGGCGUAAUAUUUUAGAUAAAUGUUUAUACUUCACCAAGUAAGGUAUCAAAAGAAGUAUGAUACCCAGCCCUACUUACACUGUGUGUACUAAUAAAUAAGUAACUAAAUUCCAGGGUAACUCUGCUAUUCUGCUUUACUCACGGUAUUAUUUUGAUUUGAGGAUUUGUAGCCUAUGCAUUGCUGUAUGUAUAUAUAUAUAUAUAUAUAUAUAUGAUCAGAUUUCCAAUUAUUUGGCCUAACUUGACAAUCACGUGCCGAGAUGAAAACGAUCUUUCUCAGGCCUUUGAUUCGUUACUUUGUACAUGAGUUUUCCAGCUAUGUGAUAGCUUUAAUUCUGAAUUAACACGUGAGACGUUUUUGUUGAUAUACAGAUGACCAGCAUUAGGCCUACUGUACAGUAUUCACAUACUUUAAUGUCUUUUGCUUUACAGAAACAUUGUUGAUCAUAUCGUUGAACUAAUGAAGAUUUACUGACCGGUGGCUAACGUGUUAUCAGCCAGUUUGAACUCUGAACACCUACUUAUUGUUAAAAGGGCUUUUUGGUCAAAUGAGCACCGUGCCGUCAGACAGCAGGUAGCGGCUUCACCGCUGUGUUGAGUUUUCACUGUGGCGUGUUUUAAUACUGUGACAUACACGUGGACGGUGCUGCUUUGCUAAACAUCCAACAACCGCUUUGACCAAAAAGCUAAAAGUCAGAUUUAUUUUUAAAGCACUUUGAAACAGUUUCCCUCAAAGUGCUUCACAGGCGGCGACGGAUAAACGUGAAGCUUACAUGUAGGUGGCCAAUAUUUGGUGUAUCUUUUCAAGACUGUGUCUGAAGACAUGCAAUGCCAUUGGGGACGGAUAGACAGCCUGCUCAUAUUUAUGUUUGUAUUUCAUGUCUGCAUAUGUAAAUACAGUGUGUGUCUGGUAGACACCGUACAUGUAGGGUAUUAAAACACAAGUUAAGCUGCCUAGUGUUGCGGUUGGCGUGGCCGGCCCUGAAGGAAAUGGACUUUGUACAGUGUGUAAGGAAUAAAAUAUAAUGUGACAUUGUAUAGCUUCAUUCCUGCUUUGUAUAAGACUUCUAGAUCUUUUUUCUAUUGAAUUAAAGAUGCCUUAGACAGCUGCACCCAGUAUUCAAAGAUGUCCCCCCCCCCCCUGUCUAAUUCCAGGUAACAACAUUUGUAAAAUUCCUUUUGUGUUUUUAACUUGUGUUACAUGCUCAUGUAAUGUGCACUGAUUUAAAAUCCCAGGUUCCAAAAGUUUAAAUUUGAUCUUUAUUGUAAUGAAAAAAUAAUGAGAUUUUCCAAAUUGAGUUUAUUGCUUGGUUUCGGUGAAUGAAACGCGUCUCCCUCCCCAGGCCUACAUGUCACUAUGUUCUGCAGCCAGUUGUUGUGUUUAUAUGGAGAACCCAGAGAACCAGCAAUUCAUUUUAUAACUUGUGUAAAGUUGCUAACACAUAAAGUUUGCUCCUUUUCUACAGUCACCCCCUCAAUAAACAACUCAAAACAUU
This is a messenger RNA of Cottoperca gobio, 5488 nucleotides long. It is a transcript of the gene sp2, whose product is annotated as sp2 transcription factor. Gene Ontology annotation, biological process: regulation of transcription by RNA polymerase II. The record is from RefSeq and is a predicted model, not a curated record. Gene Ontology annotation, molecular function: DNA-binding transcription factor activity, RNA polymerase II-specific; RNA polymerase II cis-regulatory region sequence-specific DNA binding. NCBI's taxonomy places the organism in Eukaryota, Metazoa, Chordata, Actinopteri, Perciformes, Bovichtidae.